AUGCAGGAGGUCGUCAAAUUGCAGGAGGAGAACCCGGACCAUAUCUUGCUGGUCCAAGUUGGCGGAUUCUAUGAGAUCUAUGAUCAGGGAAACUACCUGGACGAGAUGGCGUCGCUGCUGCACUUGAAGAUCAUGCGGCCCGGUGAGCAUAAUCGGGCCGUGGGAUUCCCGCUAGCCAAAAUCAAGGGUUACCUGGAGAGCCUGAUACGCCACGGGAAAACAGUAGCCGUAGCGGAGCAAACAGACAAAGACUACGUCAACAAGACCAAGCAUCAUGUUCGGACUGUUACCAGAAUCUUCACCCCUGGCACUGUCAUCGAGGACGAGUUCAUCGAGAGCAAGGACAACAACUUCUUGCUCUGCGUGUCUGCGCCUCCGCCAAGCCUCGCCGCGGACGACGGGAAGGGCCCACUCGGCCUGGCAUGGCUCGACGUCUCCACCGGCGAAUUCGUGGUAGGUUCAGCGACAGAAGAGUCCUUCGAAGAGCAUCUCGCGCGGAUCCAGCCAAAAGAAAUCCUCCUCGACAAGGCAAUGCAAACCACGCACGCCACUCUAGUCGCCUCACUCAAGAAACGUAGCACGGGGCUCCACCUCACCUUCCGGGACCCCGACCACCACGCCGAAAGCCGCUUCAACAGCCUGGUCUCCCAAACCGACGCGGCGUUCUUCCAAAAAACCCUGGCGCGGUAUGACGUGCUGCAGAAACAGGCAGCGGGCAACCUGCUCGCGUACGCGAACAACAGUAUCAGGUCCGGAACCUCGCUUUUUGCCAUCCCGGCAGCGUUUAGCCCGGAGAGCGUGAUGGGGAUUGAUGCGGUCACCCAAACGGCGUUGGAGAUUUCGCAAACAUUCCGGGACAGAGCGCGCAAGGGGACUCUGUUGAAUGAGGUGGAUGAGACCAAGACUGCGGCGGGGAGUCGCCUGUUGGCUAGCAGGCUCAAGGCACCGUCUACGUCGAUCACUGAGAUAAACCGUCGCCUUGAUCUCGUCAACAUUUUCUACGAGGAUACACACCUCCUCGCGGAUGUGCGAGCGACUCUCACGCGCGUCAAGGAUCUGGAGCGGGCUAUACAGAAGAUCCACAUUGGGAAGGGAACGCCGGGGGAUUAUAUGAGCAUCAUCGCAACGUUGCGCGCCGCGGUGGAGAUCGCGGCGAGGGUCGAGAGCAAAAUCGAGAUGAUGGAGAGGACGAAGUUGGGAAUAAGCGCGUUGAAGGAUCUGCAUCAUCGGCUGGAAGCGUCCGCUAGCCUCCUAGAGGCCUGCGAUGCGAUCUUCAACGAAGGCAUGCAGGAUUUGCAAGGGAUAUCGGAGGUGGAUGCCAUCCGGGAGGGCGUCUCGAACGAUAUUGAUUCGCAGCGAAAACGUUUCCGGCAGUUGAUGGAGCGGCAACGCGUGCUGGAAGCGGAGUGUACGAAGAAGUACUCGAUUCCGGAGAAACCGGUGGUGGGCGUGAUGGACCCGAAAGUAGGGCAUUACCUUGCCAUAUACGACGCAAAGAAGGACGUGCGGGACCCGAUGAAAGCCAAGAUUGGGAAAGAUGGUCAUUGUGAGCUGUUUGACCGGGCGUCUGUUACUACCACUGUGCAGUUUACGCAUCGGAAGUGGACAGCGUUGUCGGCUGAGAUUGCACAUGCGACUGAGGAGCUCGUGAAAGCGCAGACCCGCGUCUUCACCGAAGCCUGCCACAUUGUGAAGAAGCAUGCGUUGCAGAUCGUCCACACCGCCAAAGCCAUCGCGGAAACGGACGUCGCGGCCGGAUCCGCCACCUACGCCCUCCAACACGGCUGCGUCCGCCCCAUCGUGACCGAAUCACUCACCCACGACAUCAAGGGCGCGCGACACCCCGUCGUCGAGACAUCCCAAGCCAACCGGGACGCCCAAUACGUACAUAACGAUUAUACGAUCGGAGAAAACACCUCGCGCGUGUAUUUGGUCACCGGACCGAACAUGGGCGGCAAAUCCACCUUCCUCCGCAUGUCGGCCCUCAUGUCCGUCAUCGCCCAAACCGGGCUGUACGUCCCCGCGCAAUCAGCAACCAUCGGAAUCGUCGAUAAGCUUUUCGCGCGUGUCGGGGCCUCCGAUGACCUCGCGGCGCAUAAAUCAACCUUCAUGGUCGAGAUGCAGGAAACGGCCGCGAUCCUCAACAACGCGACGCGGCGAUCGUUCGUGAUCAUGGACGAGAUCGGCCGGGGCACCUCGUCCAACGACGGGCUUGCGAUCGCGUAUGCCACAUUGAAACAUAUCCACGACACGAUCGGAUGCCGCACGGUCUUUGCGACGCAUUACCAUGAGCUCGCGCACCGGAUCACGGCCGACGGCUCGCUCCCCGCCACCACCUGCGUGCAGACCGCGGUCAUCAAAACACCACCCGCGGAGGAACUCAUCUACACCUACCGCAUCGAACCGGGCAUCGUCGACUGCAGCCAUGGGAUCCCCUGUGCGGUGGGUGCGGGCAUGCCACCGGCGGUCAUUGAGGAUGCGAAGGGGUUCUAUAGACGGCUGGAAGUGGAGAAUGGGAUCAAGCAGAGGUUGUGGGAGACGUAUCUAGCGACGCUGGAGCCUGAGCUCCCCGGCAUGAGGGCGGCGGCGGCGAAGGGCGUGGAGAUUGAACUCCCUGGGAUGAGGGCGGCGGCGCGGGAGGUGAUUGUGGGCGGUAGCUUUGGGUAG
Fimicolochytrium jonesii is the source of this 2667-nucleotide messenger RNA. Its product is annotated as muts domain V-domain-containing protein. Lineage: Eukaryota; Fungi; Chytridiomycota; Chytridiomycetes; Spizellomycetales; Powellomycetaceae. Bases 1 to 2667 code for a protein of 888 amino acids. The record is from RefSeq and is a predicted model, not a curated record. The transcript has a single exon. Gene Ontology annotation, biological process: mismatch repair. Gene Ontology annotation, cellular component: nucleus. Gene Ontology annotation, molecular function: ATP binding; ATP-dependent DNA damage sensor activity; mismatched DNA binding.